AUGAAAGCAUUCGCAGCAGUCCUCCUUUUGGCCUUUCCAUCGAUCGCUGUCUCGCUGACCAAGCGUGACUGCGACUCCUUCGAUGUGACCGCUCCAGGAUCCAAGGGAUGGUCCAGGAUGGGUCAACCAAUCCGGGUAUCAGAAAUCGUAAACUGCACCGCGGAAAGAGCCAAAAAGAAUGGCGAUGGCAAAGGAAAUUGCAACAUUCAGCGCUAUAUAAUGGGCAUCAUCGCCAACGCAACUAUCAACAGCACCGACGGCGCAACCUUCCAAGCCCCAUCCCCAGCAAACCUCAACACUUCCAUGACAAACAAAGAGGCCAUUAUCAAAGCUUUGAAACACGAUAUAGGGCCAUUGGGAAACGUCACCUUGGAUAGGCUCGUUGUCAUACCUUUUAUUGCCCCUUUCAACACAACUCCAAACGGGACUUAUGGGUAUUGGACAUUUACGCCUGCAAUACAGUGCUGGCGUGGACAUCCCAGGGAUUGUGAUGGUGAUUUGGAGGAGGAAUUGGACGGUUAUUCAGCCGUGGUAUGCGGCUUUAGGCUCAAGAGCAAUUCGACGGAUGACCCUGUUACCACGUAUGAAGGCAAUGUUAGCUUCGUGGAGAUGGACGAGGAAGAUGCUCUGAUCAAGUCUGAGAUCAGGCCAUGGCCAAGUCUUAGCAAGGCUCAAGAAUGGGCUAGGGAAUGGGAUGAAGCUGAUGUUGACUCCGGGGCCGUGAGAUAUCAUGGGAUAUCGACGGCUGCCAUAUGGUCAUCUCUUGCUUGUCUGUUUGUAUUUAUCUAA
This is a messenger RNA of Fusarium proliferatum ET1, 789 nucleotides long. RefSeq lists its product as uncharacterized. NCBI's taxonomy places the organism in Eukaryota, Fungi, Ascomycota, Sordariomycetes, Hypocreales, Nectriaceae. The transcript has a single exon. The coding region runs from base 1 to 789 and encodes 262 amino acids. The record is from RefSeq and is a predicted model, not a curated record.